CAUCUACGAUAUAUUUUAUUUGAUUUUCUUAAGAACUAUUCUAUAUUUAUCUGUAUAUAGUUCUUUAAUUACAUGUUAAUCAAGAAAGAAUAUUUUUAUAUGUUCGAACUCGAGUUAUUAGUUGUCUUUUGAAUUGAAAUGGAAUAUGUGUGUACAAACUUAAGACAAAUGACCUCAAAAGACUUGCAAAACAAGAACAAAGAACUCAACGAAAAGAGAAACCGGAUUAAGAAAUCCAUACCGGGCACAAAUACAACUGUUCCAUCUACAGAGGAAUGCACCAGUAGUUUAUCAUCGUCAACAACAUCAACAUUUUCAUUAGGCUGCUCAUGUGUAGGAGACAAACACUUUACAGUUAUAGUCACACCUUGUUUGGUUGGUGUUGAGAUCAUCAUAAGUUGUUGCCUCGGACGAAGCAAGUCUUGUCUCUCGAGUGUUCUUCAAAUAUUGGCUCAAGAACAAAGGCUCGGUAUAGUUAGUUGCCUUUCAACUAGACUGCAACAGAGAUUCAUGCACACCAUUGUUUCUCAGGUGGAGGAUAGCAAACAGAUCAAUACUUUGGAGCUCAGAGAUAAAAUAGUGAAUAUGAUGUAGCAUACACAAGAUGAUAAAAAGUUACGUUUCAGAAAGACAAAAAGAAAAAAACUUAAUAUGAAAAAUAACAUUUUCGUGAUUUGAAAUUUGGAGUUUUUAAUGUAUACUUUAUAUUGUUUGAGUUUUUUUUUUUUUUUUGAAAGAAAAUAUUGUUUGAGUUUGUUAAGUGUUUCCGCUUACUGUGAGUGCUUAGAGUUAAUAUUACUUAAUGCUUGUUUUUCUUGGCAUUCACUGUUUUUCUUGGCAUCCCAAAAGAUUAUUCCAAACAGAUAAUUCAAACAGAAUAAUCUUUUGCUCAAACGUCAAUAUAUUUUUCUGUUUGAGUUAUAAUUAAAUAUCUAACUUAUUGUUAAA
This is a messenger RNA of Camelina sativa (false flax), 948 nucleotides long. NCBI's taxonomy places the organism in Eukaryota, Viridiplantae, Streptophyta, Magnoliopsida, Brassicales, Brassicaceae. The record is from RefSeq and is a predicted model, not a curated record.